This is a messenger RNA of Stylophora pistillata, 4089 nucleotides long. RefSeq lists its product as uncharacterized. Gene Ontology annotation, biological process: regulation of transcription by RNA polymerase II; immune system process. The record is from RefSeq and is a predicted model, not a curated record. Gene Ontology annotation, molecular function: RNA polymerase II cis-regulatory region sequence-specific DNA binding; protein binding; DNA-binding transcription factor activity, RNA polymerase II-specific. Gene Ontology annotation, cellular component: nucleus. Lineage: Eukaryota; Metazoa; Cnidaria; Anthozoa; Scleractinia; Pocilloporidae.
GCUGCGAUCGUAUUUUACGAUUAGCACAUGGAAGUUAGAAACCGAAAGAACUCAUCUCUUUGCGUAUUCUCGAAGACAGUCCUGUUGUGAAUCCAUAACUGACCCAACUUGAAUUUCCCUCGCAAGUAGAUUCAAGAAAAGCGGUGCUGAUACUGAAGGGGGCGACAUGACGUUGUCAACAGAGCGGCAGCGACUGCGACCCUGGUUAGAGGAUAAAAUAAACAGCGGAAAAGUGCCCGGACUGUGUUGGCGCAAUAAAGAAAAGAAAGAAUUUCGAGUCUCGUGGAAACACGCUGGCAAACCCGAUUUUGUUGUUGAGAAAGAUGCCAUGUUAUUUAAGCUGUGGGCCGAGCAUACUGGUAAAUAUCGCCCAGGUGAAUCUGCCGAUCCCUCGACGUGGAAAACAAGGUUCCGAUGUGCCUUGCACAAAAUGCCAGACGUCGAAGAAGUAAGAGUUCCCCAUAGUUUGGACGAAAAGGAACCUUACCGAGUAUUUCGUUUCAAGGAUAAAGAUGGUUGCUCGCUAAGACAACAAAAUUUCAGUUCACCGAGGGCAGAGGAGAAUCAAAAUGGCAAGCCCCCAAUGGUAAGGACAAUGCAUCAUUUUGUUCCGCGUGGGGAUGCGGUUUCUCCAACAAAGUCCCGUGGAAAGAGCGACUCGGUGAUACGUACACUUCCGUCAGCGAAAGACAAUGUGUUCUUCAACAACUAUCCAAGUUUUCCUGGACCGCAGAGUUAUGGCCGGCUUCAAGACUCUCCGCACGAUAGCAGUGACAGCUCACUUGAGGACGAUUUAGAUAGUAUUACUCCGGUGAGGAUUAAUGUUCGAUUUGAUUUCCAUGGCUAUGAACCUAUGCUCACCGACGAACCAACAUCAAAUCCUUUCCAAUUUCCUUAUUCCAACGGCCAGUCCUUUUUUGGUGGAGAUUUUGCAAGUAACAACUUUAUCAGACCUGCGCAACUCCCUCCUGGAUUGGAGAGUUUGGAUUUCAACAACGUCAGGAAGGAAAUCUUGGAGGCCAUUUGCUUAACUAAUGGCCAAGUUGGAUUUCACGAAAACGGAUUUCACGAAAACGGAUUUCUUCAGCAUGUCAUGGCAACCAAUCCAAGUCUUGUGAAAUUCUGGCUGCAGUCUUCUGAUGGAUCAUCGUCUGUCAGCACUCACUUCAAUUUGGAUAAACACUUAAUAGAGCCAACUUGUUCGGAUAAGGAUGAGAGCAUGGGCCGAAUGCUCACCAACAUCUCUCAAUCAAAUGAAAAUCCAGGGUCAGGGUUCGCAAGGCCUGGGAAACAAGCGGGAGAUAUCUGUGAUUCCGCUUUGCGCAUCCGGGUAUUCUAUGGGAGCUCUGAAGUAUUAUCCACUGACACUAAGCCGACGGAAAGUGAACGGUUCAUCCGAAUAUUCCACGGAAAUCACAUGAUAGAAGCCCGAAAGUUCGAGUUGGCUUUGAUGAGUCGACUGUUCGGACCUCCUACUGCCAGACAGAUCGAGCUACCACAAGCUGUCAACAACAACUCCAAGGAAGUCUUGAAAGUGAUGGAUUUCAUUAAACGCGGCAUUCUGUUGGAAAUCAACGAGUCCAAUGACAUAUUCGUCACUCGUCUGUGCCUCGCCAAGGUUUACUAUUCGAACGGAAGAAAGGCCGCUAAAAAGCUCAUUCGCGAGGAACGUACUAAAGUAUUUGAUUAUCAAGGAAAAUUUCUUCCCAAUCUCAGGGAGAGCCAAAACGGGAACUGCGAGUAUCCUUCGUAUGAGGUCACUCUUUAUCUGGGAAGAGCCGAUGGGAGCCUGGUAUCUAUUGUUAUCACUCACGUGGUGGCCAAGAUGAGCCUGCAUAUUGCUAGUUCAUCGGGUGAGAACUUUUGGUCGGAGCCAAAUGCGAACGAUCAGUUGGCCACAAACUUGGAGGAGGAUUGUAUGUAUUAGAGUAAACACUUGAAAAGUUACUACGUAUAGGUUGAUAUAAGCCAUGACAUUCCAUGCUUCCUUCAGGGCUUUGGGUCUUUACCAUGCACUAAUGCGGACUGACUGACAGACUGGCCAAUUGAUAAAGAUAAUUCCGUUGUUAUUAAUAACUGUGAAGUCAGAGAAAUCAAUUUCUAAAUUUUGCUUGUAUGGUCCAAUAGGAAGUUUCGAAGACUAUAGAAAGCUCUCGAAAAAACAACGACGUUUUAUUCAAUAGGCCAGUCUUUUCAGCCUUUUCCGGUAAAUAUUCUUAGACCACUUGGUCCGCUCUUUGUGUAGUUUUAGCAUUUUUUUUUCUCUCUAAUUUUUGUUAUCUUCUUAAGAUUAUUAACAACCUAGCCGGGUUUUUCACCAAGAACAAUUUACAUCUCAAAUCCACUUUCUUCUUUAAGCAACUUUUAUUCCAAAAAUGCGUCAGUUUUACUCACACUUAAACUUCCUCGUGGAUUACUUUGAAUAGCUUUUUAUGUCAUCUAAUUCCUCGUGUAUGCCACUAGAAUGUGUAGCCCGAACUUGUUACAGUACAGUUGUUGAGGAAGAUAACGUGAACAGCGAUUUCGGUAUGCAAACAUCGUACAUACAUGUAUAAACGGCCAACACCUGCCCGCUUGAAAGUACUUUGCAAAAGGAUCCAAACAACUUCAUCGAUAUUUUAAAAUCAUGGUUUAUGUCAACCACAUAUACUUCAACUUCCUGAUAAGAAAUUUUUUUAACGUUCAUUUUCUUUAUAUCAAGAUUGUUUUAUACCAUUGUCGUCUUUACGUAUCCUCAUCAUAAACUUUUCGUUUAAGCUCUCUUUAAUUCAAGUCGUCAAACUCUCCAUUGAUAAAAAAAACUUGGACAUUUUACACAAAAUCUAACAUCGCAAUUUGUAAGGAAGAUAUCUUUCGGCUCAUCACUUGUACUAAACAAAGCAAGUUCGACUCCUGCGAACGAAAAAAUAAAACGUUCUCCAAAAUUCCAGAGGUUAAUUUUUCACUCAUGAAAAAUAAGCCAAAGACAUUCACAUUUCAGCAGUUUACAAAUUUCUUUUACUGUGAAGUUUUUCGUUCCUUCAUAUGUGGAAAAAAAGAUUUGUACGAUUCCAUUAAAGAGAUUAAAUUUCUUAAGAACCAAAACUUAUUUUUGUUCAAAUGCCAAGCGGUUUUCUUUAGCUGGUCUCACAUUUUACAAAGAUUAGCAAGAUUGAAUUAUCCAUUUUCAUCGGUGGUGCUAGUGCGAACACAACCAAGAGAAAACAUUAUUCAUUAAAAAGAGGCUUCACAUAGCCGACCAAAAGGGAAAGUCUCUACUGUAUUUAGAAUCAGAGAUAUCAUUGUGAUUCUAGUUUAGGUUUUAUAAUUAAUAUUAGAUGUUAGAAAUUCGUUUGUAGUUGUAACAUUGGCGAGUAAGUUAAGCUGGUGUGAUCUGCAUUAUAGCUCAGUCCUGUGUGAGCUUUUGCAAAAUGAUUUACUUCAUGAAUUUGUGAUUUUCCAUUUCUAUCAGUUGUCAUGCACAACCAUAACAAAGACCUUGAUAACAUUUUUUUAAAGGUAUUUCUUUAACAUUAAAGAACAAAUACGUUUGCAUCAGACGUUACAAUUGUUAUGUAAUUGGUAAAAACAUGUCGCUAUUGUAAUUGUAGCAAUCACACCCAGAACUUAGCAUCCAUGGAGCCGUUUUUAUUUUACUGUUUUAAAACUAAAUGCAAUCCAAUCAGUCUGAACACGACUGAAAGAAUGAGGCCACUGUUUGAUUAAUGCCAUAGUUAGGGUGCGCGAAUACCACAGGUGUUCAACGCAGAAAACGCGCCAUUACCAUGGUUUGCCGCGGGAAUGUUAUCAGCAUCGCGCGCGUGAUCAAGCGUGCAACACGAGAGAAAUGUGCGUUAUGCUGAUAAACGUCAGGAUAAAGUAUUAUUCACCAAUUAUUUAAACCACGCUGAGUGUGUGGACUUAGAACACGAAAACGUGACCUCAUUUUUUUACAUUUCACACAAAACUGCUAUAGACCGGUAGUCAUAUAAAAACGGUACUAUGAACGGAUGUUUACUAAGUUGUUUUCAACUGUAUGCCAAGUUUAUAUUAGACUUUUGUUCCUUAUAAUACGUUUUUCAAUAAAACUAACACCCACACGUAAUAUGA